This is a messenger RNA of Telopea speciosissima, 504 nucleotides long. RefSeq lists its product as uncharacterized. The record is from RefSeq and is a predicted model, not a curated record. The coding region runs from base 31 to 504 and encodes 157 amino acids. The transcript is spliced from 3 exons. NCBI's taxonomy places the organism in Eukaryota, Viridiplantae, Streptophyta, Magnoliopsida, Proteales, Proteaceae.
AUAGAGAUUUCAGAUCCUUUGUUUAUUAUAAUGGCGUUAAGGAUGGUCACGCUUGUAGCUUUGUUAGCAACUUCUUCAAUCAUUCUAAGUUACAAUGGAGUUUACGGAGGAGGAACUACCCUCACCAUGGAAGAAGAAGAUGUUGAGUUGGAGAGACAACUCAAACGUAUGAACAAGCCUGCAGUCAAGAGUAUCAAGACAGAUAAUGGCGAAACAUAUGAUUGUGUUGAUUUCUACAAACAACCAGCCUUCGACAACCCAUUACUCGAGAACCACAUACCCGAGAUGAGUUCUUCGGUUCAAAGAGAGACUCCUAAAGAAGCUUUUUCUGGAGCAGAACAGCCGGAUCUCCGACUCGAUGGAGGGGGUUGCCCAUUAGGAACAGUUCCAAUUAGGAGGACAACAAAAGAAGAUCUAAUAAGGUGGAAAUCCUACUCAAAAUCUUCUGGAAAUUUUCACCAAUUCUUAAAUGUGGCCCCUGGUACCAAAGUAAGUCUCCCCUAA